Propithecus coquereli (Coquerel's sifaka) is the source of this 1230-nucleotide messenger RNA. It is a transcript of the gene MSRB1, whose product is annotated as methionine sulfoxide reductase B1. The record is from RefSeq and is a predicted model, not a curated record. NCBI's taxonomy places the organism in Eukaryota, Metazoa, Chordata, Mammalia, Primates, Indriidae. The transcript has 4 exons. Gene Ontology annotation, molecular function: peptide-methionine (R)-S-oxide reductase activity.
GCCUGUCUGUCGGAGGCGGUGAUCGCGCAGCGGUCCGAGUGGUGCCAUGUCGUUCUGCAGCUUCUUCGGGGGCGAGGCGUUCCAGAACCACUUUGAGCCGGGUAUCUACGUGUGUGCCAAGUGUGGCUACGAGCUCUUCUCCAGCCGCUCGAAGUACGCACACUCGUCGCCAUGGCCAGCAUUCACCGAGACCAUCCACGCUGAUAGUGUGGCCAAGCGUCCAGAGUACAACCGACCUGAAGCCCUAAAGGUGUCCUGUGGCAGGUGUGGCAAUGGGUUGGGCCACGAGUUCCUGAAUGAUGGCCCCAAGCGGGGACAGUCCCGAUUCUGAAUAUUCAGCAGCUCGCUGAAGUUCAUCCCUAAAGGCAAAGAAACUUCUGCCUCCCAGGGACACUAGGCGGCAGCCCACACUCCAGAUGGACCUGACACCAUGGCCACGUUCUGGCCAUCCUACCUUGGAACUGGAACCCCAGACAUUCAGACAGGGAAGCCGGGGGUGGCGGGGGGUGGCUGAAACCUCAGGGAGGCUCCCCCGCCUUGGCUCCGAACAGGGUCUCCUUCGCUGGUAGCUCACACCCCCUGCCAGGACCGGCCAGCUGCCUCGGCCUCCCGCUCGGUCAAGCAGUCUCCAAGGAGGUGGGCUCUGGGUGCAGCUCAUCUUUGAGUGACGUCACACCUUCGCCUUCUCUUCUCGGCCCACUGCUUGCUCCCUGUCUGUCUGGACUCACCCCGUGGGGUCCAGCUCCAAAGCCCUGGUCCUCACCAAAGCUUAUACCCACAUCCCCUGGCUGUGCUAGGUGACAGAUGCAACAGAAGCUGCCCUGGCCAGCUGCUCCAGCCCUGGUCACUUCAUGAUCCCCUCUGGCUAAACCCUUUCAGGCCAGCCAGAGUGGUGAUGUCCAUGACCUGCUGGGGGAGCAGGCCGGUGGGACACACCCUUGGUCUCUCAUCUGUGAAGGGAGAAGCCUAAACGCCAUUUCACAAUCUGUGCGGAUGUAGUUUGCCUCACUCGGGCUUAGGAAAGUGGCUGUUGCUCCAUGCUGUAACCAGCACAGUGCUGGGGCCCUGGAGUUUACACCCUGCAGAGACGUCCGUUCCCGAGAUACGGGACCGUGCCUUACUGUACAUGCUCAGCGCUCUUGCCAUGUGGGAGGUGGGCGAUGCUGACAUCCCCCCACCCAUCUUAAAUAUUUUCUGGAGUAAUCCGGUGGAAAUCAAUAAACAAAUGAA